This is a messenger RNA of Brassica oleracea var. oleracea, 237 nucleotides long. RefSeq lists its product as uncharacterized. The transcript has 3 exons. The record is from RefSeq and is a predicted model, not a curated record. Lineage: Eukaryota; Viridiplantae; Streptophyta; Magnoliopsida; Brassicales; Brassicaceae. Bases 1 to 237 code for a protein of 78 amino acids.
AUGAUGGGAAAGGGGAGCUUUUCGAUAUUCAAGACGAGGAAAGAAAGGACGAGGUUGAAAUUUUUAGGACUUGGAGGGGAUUUCCAAGGAAAAAUAAAUUUCCGAGGAUGGAAGAGAUUGAAUCUUAAGCUGUCGUUUCUCGACAGUUUGAGAUUCAGAAUGCUGUCUAUCAUCGAAGCAAUGGUUGUGGUUUCUAAGCUUGCUUUUUUCUUUCUUUGUUGCGGUUGCAAAUUCUAA